CCACCUGACGUCAUUAACCUACUUUUAUUUAUUAGUAAUCGUUUGGAACGUUACUUUAAUUACUUUAAAAUGUGUCGUGUUUAGUGAAAGUUUAUUACGACAGUAAUUGUUUCAUUAUAGUUAUGUGUAUUGUUGCAGGAGGGCGAAGUGCAUAUCGGUUACGCAGGAUGCCGAUCGCGCCGCGCGGCCCACCGCCUGCAUCAACACCGCCUUACCACCUGCUGCCCCGUAGGAGACCCACGCUGACCCCCAAGUGUCCUUCUAUAAUAUAACGUUUAACUUUUAUACGCCUCUUUUAUACCAACCUUUAAGUAUAAGUACGCACAGUGUUAGUGUUAAGUGUCGCGCUCUAGUGUGAGUGUAUAUGUGUGUCGAUGGUGCGGCCGACAUGGGAAAAUCCUCGGCGAGAACACAUGGCCAAGAGAAUGAACGGAGAAUCAAAGCCAACAACAGAGAGUACAAUGCACAGUUCCGUUAUGCGAAUAAUUACAUCAAGACAUCGAAGUACUCGAUCAUAACGUUUCUGCCGCUGAACUUGCUCGAGCAGUUCCAGCGGCUAGCGAACUUCUAUUUCCUGUGCUUGUUGGUGCUGCAGCUGAUCCCGGCUAUCUCAUCGCUGACGCCCAUCACCACCGCCAUUCCGCUUAUUGGUGUGCUGGCGUUAACAGCUGUCAAAGACGCCUACGACGACUUUCAACGUCACCAAAACGACUCCCAAGUGAACCACCGUCGCGCGAAGACCUUGCGUAAUGGCAAGCUUGUGGAGGAGAAGUGGGCGUCUGUUCAGGUGGGAGACGUCAUCAGGUUGGAGAACGACCAGUUCGUCGCCGCGGACAUCCUGUUGCUUAGCACCUCCGAGCCAAAUGGACUUUGUUACAUAGAGACCGCGGAACUCGAUGGGGAAACAAAUUUAAAAUGUCGUCAGUGCCUUCUAGAAACAGCAGCGAUGGGCCAGGACGACGCGCAACUGGGUGCAUUCGAUGGCGAGAUCGUCUGCGAGACACCUAAUAACCUACUUAAUAAGUUCGAAGGAACAUUAAGCUGGCGCGAUCAACACUUUUCCCUGGACAACGAUAAGAUUCUUCUGCGUGGCUGCGUGCUGCGCAACACAUCGUGGUGUUAUGGAGUGGUGGUCUUCGCGGGGAAAGACACUAAACUAAUGCAGAACUCCGGCAAGACUAAGUUCAAGCGCACCAGCAUAGAUAGGCUACUUAAUUUUCUUAUUAUAGGGAUAGUAUUCUUCCUGCUGUCGAUGUGCGUGUUCUGCACGGUGGCGUGUGGCGUAUGGGAAUGGCUGGUGGGCCGCUACUUUCAGGCGUACUUGCCAUGGGACACGCUUGUGCCAGCCGAGCCGGCAUCUGGCGCGGUCGUCAUUGCGUUCCUAGUCUUCUUCUCAUACGCCAUCGUGAUGAACACUGUUGUGCCUAUAUCGCUUUACGUUUCCGUCGAAGUAAUAAGAUUUGCACAGAGUUUCCUUAUAAACUGGGACGAGAAGAUGUACUACGAGAAAACUGGAACAGCGGCUAAAGCGAGAACAACAACGUUGAACGAGGAGCUAGGCCAAAUUCAAUACAUUUUUUCCGAUAAGACGGGCACUUUAACGCAAAAUAUAAUGACGUUUAACAAGUGCUCUAUUGCCGGAGUAUGUUACGGAGAUGUCGUCGAUGAGACCACUGGCGAGACCAUCGAGCUAAAUGAGAGUACAGAGCCGCUGGAUUUCUCGUUUAACCCAGAGUAUGAGCCGGAGUUUAAAUUUUUCGACUCUACGCUACUGGAAGCGGUAAAGCGCGGUGACCGCGAGGUGCACGACUUCUUCCGGCUAUUGGCCCUCUGCCACACCGUUAUGCCGGAGCAGAAGAACGGCCGCCUUGAAUACCAGGCGCAGUCGCCUGAUGAGGCUGCACUGGUAUCAGCGGCCAGAAAUUUUGGUUUUGUGUUCAGAGAACGCUCGCCUAAUAGUAUUACAAUAGAAGUUAUGGGUAACACAGAAGAAUAUGAUUUGUUAUGUAUAUUAGAUUUUAAUAAUGUUAGGAAAAGAAUGUCCGUGAUAUUGAGGAAGGAUGGUGAAAUUAGGUUAUAUACAAAAGGUGCUGAUAAUGUAAUAUAUGACAGAUUAAAAUCAAAUCAAGCGGAAGUUAAAUCAAAAACACAGGAGCAUUUAAAUAAGUUCGCGGGCGAGGGUCUGCGUACGCUGGCGCUGGCGUGGCGGCCGCUGGACGAGCGCGGGUUCGCUGAGUGGAAAAAUCGCCACCAGCGCGCGGCGCUUGCGUUACGCGACCGUGACGAACAACUAGACGCCAUCUAUGAGGAGAUCGAGACCGAUCUACUACUAAUGGGUGUCACUGCUAUAGAAGAUAAAUUGCAGGAUGGUGUACCCGAAACAAUAGCGAAUCUCAGUAUGGCUGGUAUUAAAAUUUGGGUGUUAACGGGUGAUAAACAAGAGACGGCAAUAAAUAUAGGAUACUCAUGUCAGUUGCUUACUGACGAUAUGGCUGAGGUGUUUGUGAUCGACGGCUCGUCACACGACGACGUCGACAGACAACUAGCUAAAUGUCGGGACUCAAUACGGGUAGUCAACACCUUUCUGCCUCAUGGCACAUCGGAAGCAAAGAGGGAUACUGAAACGGCGAACGGUGGCGCGGCGGUAUCACGUCCGUCGCCCGGACGCGCGGCCAAUGUGAAACUGAACGCGCCCGCCGUCUCCGUCGUCACAUUUAGGUGGGCGCAAUCCUCACCCAGCAACGAGUACAUGUCCGGCAGCGGCCCAUACUCGGCGGAGUCGCACGAGCCAAGCAACGACGACUCCAACGGGUUCGCGAUAGUCGUAAACGGACACUCGCUCGUACACUGCCUUCAUCCUAAACUAGAAGAGAAGUUCCUAGAUGUAGUUUUACAAUGUCGAUCAGUAAUAUGCUGUCGAGUGACGCCAUUACAAAAGGCGAUGGUAGUGGAAUUAAUAAAGAAAAGUCGGAAAGCGGUCACGUUGGCUAUCGGCGACGGAGCCAACGAUGUCUCUAUGAUCAAAGCUGCCCACAUAGGCGUGGGUAUAAGCGGGCAGGAGGGUAUGCAGGCAGUAUUGGCGUCGGACUACUCUAUAGCGCAGUUCCGCUUUCUACAGCGACUACUGUUAGUGCACGGACGCUGGUCGUACUAUAGAAUGUGCAAGUUCCUCAGAUACUUCUUCUACAAGAACUUCGCGUUCACCGUUUGCCAUUUUUGGUUCGCGUUCUUUUGUGGAUUCAGUGCGCAGACGGUGUUUGACGAGAUGUUCAUUUCUGUGUACAACCUGUUCUACACAUCGCUGCCGGUGCUAGCUCUCGGCGUGUUCGAGCAGGACGUGUCCGACACCACCUCGCUACAGUUCCCCAAACUGUACGCGCCCGGACACACCAGCCAGCUGUUCAACAAGACUGAGUUCAUUAAGUCCACACUACACGGGUGUUUCACAUCACUCGUCCUGUUCUUGAUACCAUACGGUACAUACAAAGAUGGUCUAGCCCCUGAUGGAAAAAUAUUAUCAGACCAUAUGUUAUUAGGAAGUGUGGUCGCUACUAUUUUAAUAAUAGACAAUACAACACAAAUCGCCCUGGACACAACAUAUUGGACAGUGUUUAAUCACAUUACGAUAUGGGGCUCUUUGGUGUCGUAUUUCGUGUUAGACUACUUUUAUAACUACGUGAUCGGCGGCACGUACGUGGGCUCUCUCACGGUCGCCCUCACACAGGCCACGUUUUGGUUCACGGCCGUACUCACUAUGAUGAUCCUGAUGGUGCCGGUGGUGUCGUGGCGGCUGGGCAUGUCCCGCGCGCGGCCCACGCUCGGCGAGCGGCUGCGCGCGCGCCAGCGGUGGCGCGGGCCCGCCUCCGCGCCGCGCACGCCCUCCGCCCGCCGCGCGCGCCGCUCCGUGCGCUCCGGGUACGCGUUCGCCCACCAGGAGGGCUUCGGCCGCCUCAUCACCUCCGGCAAGAUCAUGCGCCGCAUCCCGCACGCGGACGCCGCGCUCUCCGCGCUCGCCUCGCUGCCGGGCAAGUUCCACGCGCGCCCCUCCACGCCGCCGCCGGAGCCGGAGCCGCGCGCGCCCACGCAGAACCUCGACACGGUCGACUUAUGA
This is a messenger RNA of Diatraea saccharalis (sugarcane borer), 4111 nucleotides long. The record is from the annotation of a GenBank genome assembly. Lineage: Eukaryota; Metazoa; Arthropoda; Insecta; Lepidoptera; Crambidae.